Molecule: messenger RNA, 474 nt
Organism: Plasmodium gonderi
Lineage: Eukaryota; Apicomplexa; Aconoidasida; Haemosporida; Plasmodiidae
Product: variable surface protein
Exons: 3
Coding region: 1-474 (157 amino acids)
Source: RefSeq, a predicted model, not a curated record
AUGAAGAUAGUGAUGCGGGCGCUACAAAUUGAUAUAGAAUGGAGUGUAUAUGCAUGGAUAACAAAAUUUGAGUACGAUAUUUCAUAUUCUAGUAAAAAUGACUCAAUAAUUAAUAUAAUUAUAGGUACAACUAAUGGUUAUGUGUCUACUGGAAUAAAUGCAUUGAACAAUGAACAUGGAAUUAGAGAAUCUAAUAAUAAAUAUGAUACAGAAAGUGUUGUUCCAUUAGAUGAACAGAACAUGUAUAACCAUGAGAUAAUAUAUAAAAAAUAUAUCAUUAUGGUAUUAGUUCCCCUGGCAAUAAUUUUGAUAUUAAUGCUUAUUAUAAAAUAUACACAUUUUAGAAUUAUUUUUACUAAGAAAAAAAGAAAGAAAAGGAAGAUGAUAAAUGAAAAAUUACAAAGGGUACUACUAGGGCCUGCAGCUGCAAGAGAGAAACAUGUCCAAUUUGCAUAUAGCUAUUUUGAUUAUUAA